AUGUACCGAAUUGGAGUCGAUGUCGGUGGAACGAACACCGACGCCGCCAUUGUUGAUAUCAACGCACUCGAUACCGAUUCGCGUGGCGUGCUCGCUACAUGCAAGACUUCCACGACAGCACAAGUGACGCUAGGGAUCCAGAACGCAGUCAGAGAAGUUCUCGCUCGCUCGAAGGUCGACAGAAGUAAAGUGUUGAAUGUCGCUAUCGGGACAACGCACUUCGUAAAUGCGGUUGUCGAAAAUGAUGCCCGGAGGCUUAGUCGAGUAGCUGUGAUAAGGCUUUGUGGCCCCUAUACCAGGAAGAUUCCCCCUUUUGCGGACUUCCCAUAUGCAUUGAAGAAUAUCAUUGAAGGACCCGCGUUCUACCUCGAUGGAGGACUUGAGAUUGACGGCCGGGAGAUAUCUCCGCUGAACCAUGGCCAAAUCAAAGCCACAGCUGCAGCAAUCGUGGAAGCAGGCAUCGAGCACGUUGCCGUUGUCGGAGUCUUCUCUGCGCUCGAUCACAACGGUCUCCAUGAAGAGCGAUGUCGAGAGCUUUUACAACAGUUUGCACCAGGGCUAUCUGUCGUCUGCUCCGGCCAGAUCGGUGGAACCGGACUCUUGACCCGCGAGAAUGCCACCAUCUUGAACGCGGCGAUUUUGGGAUUCGCCCGCAGGACCAUCCGAGGUUUCAGACUUGCCAUGCACAAGCUUGACCUCUCGUGUCCACUGUACCUGACCCAGAAUGAUGGAACCCUCACUGAUGCUGCGGUGGCUGCUGAACUGCCCAUCAAGACAUUCGCCAGUGGUCCAACCAACAGUCUGAUGGGUGCCGCUUUUCUUCAGGGACUAGAUCACGGUGACCAAAGACUAGCCGAUAAGCAAGUCGUGGUAGUCGAUAUCGGAGGGACAACGACCGACAUCUGCUCGCUCUUGCCUUCAGGAUUUCCUCGGCAGGCGCCCAACUUCGUCGAGGUGGGCGGGGUACGCACUGCCUUCUCCAUGCCAGAGGUGCUCUCCAUCGGCCUUGGAGGAGGGAGUCGCGUGCGUCAAUCCGCGGAUGAUGAGAAAGUCACUGUCGGUCCGGACUCGGUUGCGCAUCGUCUCACGACUGACGCCAUGGUGUUUGGAGGAAGUGUCAUGACUGCGACGGAUAUCGUGGUAGCCUCGGGAGCAGCCCAUAUCGGAGACUAUGAAAGAGUCGAGGCCAUUUCUGAACAGGUGAUUGCCGGAGGAAAAGCCGACAUUAAACGACAGCUGGAACGGGCCAUCGACAAGAUGAAGGUCUCUUCUGCUCCCGUAUCUGUCCUUCUCGUCGGAGGAGGCUCAAUCAUCAUCACGGAGGACCUCGACGGAGUGGAAGAGUGUCUUCGACCUCCUCAUCACGACUCUGCGAAUGCUGUGGGAGCAGCUAUUGCGAAAGUGGCAGGGGAAGUUGAUGUGAUUGAGAUAUUGGCUGGCCGAGACGAGAACGCCGCGAUCGAGGCAGUCAAGAAAGCUGCAAUCGCGGCCGCUGUGUCGAACGGAGCAGACGAAAAGGAUGUCAAAAUCGUGGAGAUCAAGAAAAUCCCGCUACAGUAUGUCACUAACAAAGCCACAAGAUUCGUGAUGAAGGCAGUCGGAAGUCUUCGAGCCAGAGACUACGCUACGGUCCAGAAUGGCUUCUCUAACGGCACAAUCUACCACGAGCAAGAACUGGAUGCUGACACGACACAAGAGGCGACCAAGGCCGAGGCGACGAAUGUGCAGACGGGCAGUCUUGCGAAGCCGACAUUGGGUGUCGACAUUGCAAAGUAUCGUCCCAACGUCAAGGACGGCGUCUGGUACAUCUCUCCCGUCGACGUGGAACUGAUCGCUUCAGGCGCCGGCAUACUCGGGACCGGAGGCGGUGGCUCGCCGUAUCUGAUGGCCUUGUACAUACUGGACAUCCUGCGCAAAGCCGGUCCGGGAGCCAUCCGCGUCGUUGCUCUCGAAUCUCUCAGAGACGACGACACGUGUGUGUUCGGCGCGGGAUACGGCGCGCCUUCAGUGAGCGACGAACGCAUCAGCGCAGGCACGGACGUGUUCGCCGCCAUCGACGCCGUCAACAGCAUCAUGCACAUCAAAGACUUUGAUGGCAUCGUGGCAGAUGAGAUCGGAGGAGGCAACGGACUGGUGACUUUUCCCACCAGUGCACGCUAUGGUCGACCCGUGGUUGACUGCGACUUGAUGGGUCGUGCUUAUCCCACCCUCGAGCAUGGAACCCCUUAUAUCUAUGGACAGCCAGUCCUGCCGUUUGCCACCGCAGACUGUAAAGGUAACGCGUCUGUGGUUGUGGCCGCCGAAUCCAACAAGCGAGUAGAAUCGCUGAUACGCACGACCUGUAUCGAAAUGGGCAAUUCGACUGCGGCGGCGGGACGUCCUCUCUCUGGAAAAGCCAUCAAAGAUUACGCUGUGCCCAACACGGUCUCCCAAUCAUGGUACCUGGGCCGCGCCGUCCACCUCGCCCGCGAAUCAAAAAUCGAUUUCAUAGAAGCCAUCUCGAGCAUCACCCCAGUCAAAGAGCUCUACGUGGGCAAAAUCGUCGACGUAACCCGCGACGUCUCCCGCGGGUAUACAGUCGGUCGCUGCGUGAUCGCCCCUUUGUCGGCCGAGGAACAAGACGACGUCGACGACCGCUCAAACCCACCAUCCACUCGCCAGGAGAACGGUCACGAAACCCGCUACCUCGUCAUCCCAUUCCAGAACGAAUACCUCUCGGCGGGUUUCAUCCGCCAGUUCCCACCCACCACACCACCCGCCUCGUCGUCCUCACCGCUCGAGCUUGAGGAGGACAUAAUAUGCACAGUCCCGGACCUGAUCUCCAUCCUCGGCAGUGAUGGCGAAGCCCUCGGUUCUCCCGAGCUGCGCUACGGUCUCAAGGUCCGCGUGAUAGGCAUGCCGGCCUCGCCAUUGUGGACCGGUAGCGCAGAGGGCCUGAGAGUCGGUGGACCAGAGUUCUUUGGUCUGAAGUGUAGGUGGGAGGAGGUUAGAGAACGGGGCAGGGUCAAUGGGAUGGGUGUGGGAGAGUAUCAGAGGCCGAGAAGUGUGAUUGAGGAAUUCAAUGUGAGCUCUUCCUGA
This is a messenger RNA of Fonsecaea multimorphosa CBS 102226, 3078 nucleotides long. RefSeq lists its product as uncharacterized. The transcript has 3 exons. The record is from RefSeq and is a predicted model, not a curated record. The coding region runs from base 1 to 3078 and encodes 1025 amino acids. NCBI's taxonomy places the organism in Eukaryota, Fungi, Ascomycota, Eurotiomycetes, Chaetothyriales, Herpotrichiellaceae. Gene Ontology annotation, biological process: glutathione metabolic process. Gene Ontology annotation, molecular function: 5-oxoprolinase (ATP-hydrolyzing) activity. Gene Ontology annotation, cellular component: cytosol.